Messenger RNA from Babesia bovis T2Bo, 1247 nucleotides. RefSeq names its product CRAL/TRIO domain family protein. Bases 112 to 1047 code for a protein of 311 amino acids. The record is from RefSeq and is a predicted model, not a curated record. NCBI's taxonomy places the organism in Eukaryota, Apicomplexa, Aconoidasida, Piroplasmida, Babesiidae. The transcript is spliced from 2 exons.
CUGCAAAGCUUAUGGCCCUUCUUUUGGUACAAUUUGACCCUUUUUGUUUGCAAAGCCAGUAGCGUCACACACCUUUUUGCGUUGUGAUGACGCCACUAAUUCCCUUAUAGAAUGGAGCCUAUGAAAACAGAACCAGAUUCAUCUAAUCCACUUGGUUAUGAUGAUCCUCUUUUAGACGCCAUUGUGAUUCCGGAUUACGUGAAAAACUACGUACCCCGUGAGGAUGAAUACAACACGGUUACCAAAAGUGGUCACCAGAUACGUUUUAUCUUUUCCAAUGUUCAAUUUACAAAUUUUGAGUUGGAGCACAUUCGUGCUUUUAAGAUAUUUGCGGUUCAGCACCUUGAGGGUCCUCAGCUAGACGCCAACGAUGCUGUAGAGAUCUUCAAGAGGCGCUUCACAGCCACUGCAUUCGCUGAGGAUGGUUAUUUGCUACGUUGUUUAAUUGGCAACAAUUAUAAAUACCAAGCUGCAUUCGAUGACAUGCGGGAGAAUUUACAAUGGCGCAAAGAUACGCUACCUAUUGCUCGUCAUGAAAUUGCAGGCGUUUUGUCUCGUGGUAUAAUAUAUGUUCACGGGCGUGAUCGUUGUAUGCGUCCUAUUGUAGUUCUUCAAUUGAGCCGUGUAGGCAAGACUGCUCAUGACGCUGUUUUGCGUUGCAUUUUUUUCAUGCUUGAGGUUACGAUUCACAAGCUUUUGAUUCCAGGUACAAUUGAGCAGUGGAAAGUGAUUGUUGAUAUGAGUGGAACGAAUUUGCUUGGGAUGCAAGUAUCUCUUAUCAAGCAGAUUGCGCGUGCUCUAACCGUUAACUACCGUGGACGCCUUUCACAGAUGUUUUUGAUUAACGCACCUUACAUUAUAUCAGGUAUUUGGGGCAUUGUGAAAAACGUGUUACCGGAGGCCACUCAGGAGAAGAUUCAGAUAAGUUCUGGAAGGAAUACUAAAAAGCUGCUGGAAAAUAUGGACCCAUCUCAACUUGAAAAGAGGUUUGGUGGCAAGGCGGCUGACGUCACUGUGUACGACAUCCCAGUAAUGCCUGAAAUGUAGAUGCACAAUAUCGCUAUCAUCUUGGUGUUGUCCUAAUGGACGCUUCUGUCUACAUUGUUGAGUUCCACGGGUUUGUAUUGACUCGCAUGGUACUAAGCUUAUGCUCCAUUUUGUUGUCAUUUAAAUAUAUGACUUUUGGGACAUAAUGCAGGCGAUAAAGCGCUGCUCAUAACCAUAUUGAAUGUCAUUUUAUGUACUUU